UUGGGGGCCGUGGCGGAACACGCCUUUGUUAUAAAAGAAACGGCGACGAACGUUGGACGAACAGUGGAACACUACUGACAGAUCGGAAAAAUUAGUGCAAUUCCUCGAGGAGUUAACGGCAGUGUCAGCUGACGGAGAAUGGCUUGCUUGAAACUUUACACAGUCCUGCUGCUGGCUGUCAUUAUUGGCAUCGUCGCUGCGAAACCAGGAUAUUUCGGUGGCUACUACGGCGGCUAUUAUCCUUACGUUUAUAGCUAUAAGUAUCCGUUCUACGGGUAUGGACACGGUUACGGGCAUUAUGGCUACCCCCACUAUGGUUAUGGUCACGGAUUUGGUCACUAUGGUUAUUUUUAAUUGAAAAGACGACUGUUUGGAUACCACGAUUCCCAAAGAAGAAAUAUCUUGAAACCGAUCUAUCCACCGUAGAUCCGUCGAUUUUAUUGUCGUAAAUCCCUUCACUCGAAAAGCUUUACCGCAAACUGCAUUUAUUUUCUAUUGAUAUUCUCGAAAUCCUAGUUAUUGCCGAACGAUGAGGAUGUUUGUCAAAUAACCGGUUUGGGCUUUAUUUGAUCAAACCUUUGGCUCUCAUCGUCGUUAAAGAUGUUGUGCAAAUCGAGCAAAUAAAAUGUAGAUUUCAAUAGA
Molecule: messenger RNA, 642 nt
Organism: Frieseomelitta varia
Lineage: Eukaryota; Metazoa; Arthropoda; Insecta; Hymenoptera; Apidae
Product: shematrin-like protein 1
Exons: 3
Coding region: 139-354 (71 amino acids)
Source: RefSeq, a predicted model, not a curated record